Molecule: messenger RNA, 951 nt
Organism: Ilex paraguariensis (yerba mate)
Lineage: Eukaryota; Viridiplantae; Streptophyta; Magnoliopsida; Aquifoliales; Aquifoliaceae
Source: the annotation of a GenBank genome assembly
AUGAAUUUCUUAGCCCGAGCACUCAAAGCAAAAUGUUCACUAUUUACCCAUUCCUCACAGAGGCGUCUACUAAUCCCACACCCAGUAGCUAUUCUCCACCAUUCUUCACUCUACGCCACAAAAACCCCAAAAUCCAGAAAACCCACAACCCUCGAACCUCAACAGUCAUCAUCGUCAUCUUUAGAAUCGACUGAAUGGCCACGGCCUAGUGAGAUUCCAUGGCAAUCAAAGGUUGUUAAUACGGUGAAUUUGAUUGGCAAUGUUAAAAUUCCUGUACAGUUCCAAGCUUCUCCAGACGGCAAGUACUGGGCUGGCACUGUUAUUGCACAAAACGAUUCUGUUUCUUCUGAUUUUCCGUCUUUCUGGAUUCCUGUAAUAUUUGAAGGUGAUCUAGCGCACAUUGCUGCAUGUCAUCUGAAAGAAAAAGAUCGUGUUUAUAUAGCUGGACACCUUAGUGCAGAUCCUCCACCAUUUACAUUAAGUCAAGGUCAAGCUAAUGCACAGAGGCGUCUACUAAUCCCACACCCAGUAGCUAUUCUCCACCAUUCUUCACUCUACGCCACAAAAACCCCAAAAUCCAGAAAACCCACAACCCUCGAACCUCAACAGUCAUCAUCGUCAUCGUUAGAAUCGACUGAAUGGCCACGGCCUAGUGAGAUUCCAUGGCAAUCAAAGGUUGUUAAUACGGUGAAUUUGAUUGGCAAUGUUAAAAUUCCUGUACAGUUCCAAGCUUCUCCAGACGGCAAGUACUGGGCUGGCACUGUUAUUGCACAAAACGAUUCUGUUUCUUCUGAUUUUCCGUCUUUCUGGAUUCCUGUAAUAUUUGAAGGUGAUCUAGCGCACAUUGCUGCAUGUCAUCUGAAAGAAAAAGAUCGUGUUUAUAUAGCUGGACACCUUAGUGCAGAUCCUCCACCAUUUACAUUAAGUCAAGGUCAAGCUAAUGCACAGUAG